Hevea brasiliensis (rubber tree) is the source of this 2147-nucleotide messenger RNA. RefSeq lists its product as uncharacterized. The record is from RefSeq and is a predicted model, not a curated record. The coding region runs from base 124 to 1830 and encodes 568 amino acids. Gene Ontology annotation, molecular function: protein kinase activity; ATP binding. Lineage: Eukaryota; Viridiplantae; Streptophyta; Magnoliopsida; Malpighiales; Euphorbiaceae. The transcript is spliced from 16 exons. Gene Ontology annotation, biological process: protein phosphorylation.
AGUAAUCUGUAAUAGUAACCAUGCUAGUCAACCUUAAAUUUUUAUAUGAAAAUUUUGUUGAGUUGAGUUGAGUUAAACAGUGGCUUGCACGCUCGAACAAUCCAAAUCGAUCCGCACCGUAUUAUGAACUUUUGCCGCCUCCUCACCGCCAAAAGAAGUUUCUCCAGCAGCGGCCAGCAUCUCCGCCAGAUGACAACGUCUACGCAAAAUUUCAAGUUUCAUGCGAAGGCCAGAACCACUCUUUACCUAAUAACGGCCACCGGCCUCACCCUCCAUGCUGCUGACUACCUCAAUUUCCUCCCAGUUUCAUCUCUCCAUUCUUCUUCCUUCUUUCCCGAGAAGAUUAGAGCUGCAAUCCACGCAGUUUUUCGCUCCUCUCGCGCAAUCUCCACAAUUGGUUUCGCCGUUGCAGACUACAAGUAUUCCUUGCGGGGGCUUCCGGUGGACUCUGAGGAGUAUCGUCGCAAACUAUCUGAGGUUCAUUUACGUUCAGCCAACAGAAUGCUGAAAUUAUGUGAGGCCAAUAAAGGUUUCUACGUGAAAGCUGGUCAGUUUGUUGCCGCACUGCAGCAAGUUCCGAAAGAGUACUCUUCAACCCUUUCUUCACUGCAGGAUCAGGCUGUUCCUUGUCAUUUCAAAGCAAUAAAAGAAGUGCUAAUCAGCAAUCUGGGUCACGAUUUGUCAAAGAUAUUUUUGUCAUUUGAUGAAAAACCGAUAGCUGCUGCUUCUAUUGCUCAAGUGCAUCGUGCCAUUCUGAAAGAUUGUCAAGAAGUAGCAAUUAAGGUACAAUACCCUGGGCUGGAACUCCAAAUGAAAAUUGACACAACAACUAUGUCGUUCCUUUCAAAAUCUGUUGCAUGGUUUUUCCCUGAUUAUAGGUUUGACUGGUUGGUUUCAGAAUUCACAAACGCCAUUUCUUCAGAACUUGAUUUCAUGCAGGAGGCAAGAAAUUCUGAGAGGACAGCCAACUAUUUUAAAAACAAGAAGAUGGUCAGGGUUCCUCAUAUAUUUUGGGAGUUCACAACAAGUCAGGUUCUGACAAUGCAAUUUUGUUGGGGGCACAAGGUUGAUGAUGUGGGAUUUUUGAAGGAAAUGGGAAUAAAUCCUAUAAAGGUAGCAAAAACAUUGGUAGAAGUCUUUGCCGAAAUGAUAUUCAUCCAUGGUUUUGUACAUGGAGACCUACAUCCCGGUAACAUAUUAGUUUCUCCAGAAGGUCCAAAUGGCUUUUCUUUGGUUCUUCUAGAUCAUGGAAUCUACAAGCAAUUGGAUGAAGGAUUUAGGAUGGACUAUUGUCAGCUCUGGAAGGCAUUGAUUCUUCAGGACUCGCAUCAAGUACGGCAACUUGGUGAACGAUUUAAUGUUGGGAAGUACUCUAGAUACUUCCCUGUCAUAUUUAUUGGAAGAACUAUUGACAGUAAAUCAUAUCUUGGGGGAGGCAUGUCAGCUGAAGAGAAGAGGAUUUUGAAGCAGGAGCUGAAGUCCUUAAAGAUGGAGGACAUAUCUUCAUUUAUGGAAUCUUUACCACCUGACUUUCUCACAAUAUUGCGUACAGAUGGGCUUCUGAGGUCAGUCAUUAGCAAGUUGGGUGCUCCCCAGCGAAUCAGGCUGUUCACCUAUGCCAAAUAUGCAGUAUAUGGUCUUUCUCUGAAGCCCCAUCCUAAUUCUGAUUUUGUAGAGAAAGCUGCAUUUUCCAGAUUAAAGACAAAUGUUAGUUAUCUGCAGUCAAGGGUUAUUCUUGAGGUGCUGGAGCUGCUUUCUUGGAUGGAGACGGUCAAGCAAUUUUUGUAUACCUUGUGUAGAAAGAUUUUGAGUGGGUUAAUGAUGCAGUGAGGUGGGUUUGGGUGGUGCUGGGAUGAAGUGAACUUGCAUCAUUUCCUGUGCCUCUCUCAUGACAUAUGGCCCAGAGCAUAUUUUAUAGAAGUCCAAGAGAUGGAUAUCAUUGACAAUGCAUUACAAAGUAGAGGAAGGAUAGAUAGAAUUGGGAAGAAGAGAAAGGGUAAUUAUGAGGAAGGAUUUAAAAAUGGAGAUCAUUGAGGAUGCAUUUUAAUAUUCAAUGCAAGCUCUGUGGUUUAUUUUCUGAAAUUACAUUCUUGAGGUUCGCAACUCUAUCAGUAUUUAAUUUAAUUUUUUUUUUCUUGCACCCCUUG